Clavispora lusitaniae ATCC 42720 is the source of this 1413-nucleotide messenger RNA. The record is from RefSeq and is a predicted model, not a curated record. NCBI's taxonomy places the organism in Eukaryota, Fungi, Ascomycota, Pichiomycetes, Serinales, Metschnikowiaceae.
AUGUGUUGUCAACAAACCGUACAUGCGUCUACGCACGUUGUCCCCCCACGCGCAUGCAAGCAUCUGUGCCACACAUUAUCCUGUAUACAACCUGUAUAUACAGAGCCACACUCCUCUCACAGAAUCUUAUCUCCUCAAGCUAUUCUUUUCGGUAAUCUUAUCAUGACUAUGUCAGAAAAGGUGGUAACAGACCCUAUUGUGGUCCAUAGAUCUUCGAUCGGAAGAAGGGCGUUAGCCAUUCUGGUUACGUUCUUGCUUUUUGUUAUAUCCAAGUUCUUCCUUGCUCAAAAAGUGGAUGUCUUCAGGGAUGAAUCUGAAAACCCUUUUGAGGUUCUCGCGGAAGCUUUGAAGAUCAAUCUUGCAGGCAACUGGUCUCAAAGAUAUACAUCCGAGGCACAUUUACCUGGUACCAAUUUUGGUCUUGUUCAAUGGACCAGAGACAAGUUUGAAGAGUAUGGCUUGGACGCAUCAAUUGACACUUACGAUAUUUACGUCAGUUACCCAGAAAGCCAUGCUUUGAAUCUUUUGAGCAGCUCGGGUAAAGUUUUGUACGAGGCUCCCUUGAAAGAGGAUGUCAUUGCUGAAGAUAGCACGUCUUCCGGCGAUGAUUUGGUUCCGACAUUUUUGUCCUACGGAGCCAAUGGCAAUGUGACAGCUCAGUACGUUUAUGUCAACUAUGGCCGUAAAGAGGAUUUCGAGCGUUUGAAGGAGCUAGGUGUGGAAGUCGAAGGCAAAAUUGCCGUUGCCAGAUACGGUGCAAUUUUCCGGGGCUUGAAAGUCAAGUUUGCCCAAGAACACGGUGCUGUCGGUGUUUUACUUUAUACCGAUCCCGGAGAUGAUGGGGGAGUGACACCAGCAAACGGAUUCAAGCAGUAUCCUCAUGGCCCGGCUAGACACGAAAGCUCUGUGCAAAGAGGCAGUGUCCAAUUUUUAGGAGGCAUUGGUGCAGCACCUGGUGAUCCUACAACUCCAGGAUAUGCAUCUAAGGGCGAUGUGGAACGCAAGGAUCCACACGACAGUAUCGGGAAGAUUCCAGUUCUCCCAAUUUCGUACCGAGAAGUAAAACCGAUCUUGGCCAAGUUGAACGGAAAAGGUGUCAAGGCUCCAAAGGAAUGGAGAGGCGAGUUAGAGGGAUACGACUAUCACAUCGGCCCCAACACCGAUGUUGAAUUGAAUUUGUAUUCUAACCAAACGUUCAAGAUUACGCCAUUGUGGAAUGUUUACGGCAAAAUCGAGGGUGAAAAGAAGGACGAGGUGAUUGUAAUCGGAAACCACCGCGAUGCGUGGAUUAAAGGCGGGGCUGGCGAUCCAAACUCAGGCCUGGCGGUUUUGAUUGAGAUUGCUCGGGCCUUGGGCGAGUUGAAAAAGUCGGGCUAUAAAUUUCCAACGCACAAUAAUCUUGCAGAGCUAUGA